Molecule: messenger RNA, 762 nt
Organism: Triticum urartu
Lineage: Eukaryota; Viridiplantae; Streptophyta; Magnoliopsida; Poales; Poaceae
Source: RefSeq, a predicted model, not a curated record
UUUCCUGCACUUCGAGAGUUUGUCGGCACAGGAAAACCCGUAUGGGGAACCUGUGCUGGGCUCAUCUUCCUUGCUAACAAGGCAGUAGGGCAGAAAACAGGAGGCCAGGAGCUUGUUGGUGGACUAGAUUGUACUGUCCACCGUAACUUUUUUGGUAGCCAGCUUCAAAGCUUCGAAACAGAACUUUCAGUGCCAAUGCUUGCAGAGAAGGAAGGAGGGAGUCAUACAUGCCGUGGCGUAUUUAUACGAGCACCUGCUAUCCUAGAAGUAGGCCAGGAUGUUGAAGUAUUAGCCGAUUGCCCUGUUCCUGCUGGCAGACCCAGCAUUACAAUAACAUCUGGCGAGGGUUUGGAGGACCAAGUGUACUCCAAAGAUCGUGUGAUUGUUGCAGUUCGGCAAGGGAACAUCCUUGCCACCGCAUUCCACCCAGAGCUAACAUCAGACUCUAGAUGGCAUCGCCUCUUCUUGGACAUGGACAAAGAAUCUCAAGCAAAGGCCUUGGCUGCGCUAUCGCUAUCUGCAUCCUCAAACGAUGCAGAUGUUGGGUCGAAGAAUAAGGCUCCUGAUCUACCCAUUUUCGAGUAGAGCUAGGAAACCCGAAAUUUGAUUAUCCGGUUGGUGACAGGAAAGGAUUCUGGGCAUUUGUUAUGCCCAGUCCAAAGAAUAUUUUUGGCGUCAAAGCUGUGCCAAUCAAAAUAAUGGCCAUUGUGCUCCAAACACUAUGAUAUUGCUAUGACAAGGAGGCUGACCAGUUGGAUUGGA